Molecule: messenger RNA, 4160 nt
Organism: Salmo salar (Atlantic salmon)
Lineage: Eukaryota; Metazoa; Chordata; Actinopteri; Salmoniformes; Salmonidae
Product: trifunctional nucleotide phosphoesterase protein YfkN
Biological process (GO): nucleotide catabolic process
Molecular function (GO): hydrolase activity
Source: RefSeq, a predicted model, not a curated record
GUUUAUCUCCAAGGAGAUACGUUCGAGUUCGCUUAACUGUGUCAACUGAGCAAAAAGGCGAAAGACAGCAAGUUCUGCAACAAUCACUAACAGUAGCCUAAUAAAACAUGGAUGAAUAUAUUUUAAGUUUGGAAACAAAUGUGACUUGUAACAAACCAGAAGUAGUUCUCACUAUUUUACACUUCAAUGAUGUGUACGAAAUAGAAGCAAGACCAGAAGAACCCGCUGGCGGUGCUGCAAGGUUUGCCACUGCUCUAAAAGUAUUCCAGUCGCUGAAUCCUUUACUAGUUUUCAGUGGUGACUGUUUGAGCCCUUCUUUGCUAAGCACAGUCACCAAGGGAAAGCACAUGGUAGAUGUUCUAAAUAAAUUAGGAGUCCAUUGUGCGGUGUAUGGAAAUCAUGAGUUUGAUUUCGGCGUGGACCACUUGGAAGAGCAGACAAAAAAUAUGACCUUCCCAUGGUUCCUCAGCAAUGUGUACGACAGGUUCACCCAUGAAACGUUGGGCCAUGGCAUGGUCAGCAGCAUCCUGGAGUGGAACAGCCUAAAGAUCGGUGUCAUGGGCCUGGUAGAGGAGGACUGGCUGGAUACCCUGGGCACUGUGGACAAGAACAACAUCCACUACACAGACUAUGUGGAGACAGCUGAUCGCCUUUCUGCUGAGCUGAGGGACAAAGGGGCUGACCUGGUCAUCGCAGUCACACACAUGAGGUGGCGUAAUGACAUCAGGCUAGCAUCCGAGUCCAACGGUGUGGAUCUCAUCCUGGGAGGACAUGACCAUGAGUACGGGGUUCUGGAGGUCAAUGGGAUUCUGAUCGUAAAGAGUGGCUCAGAGUUCAGGUACCUGUCAAAGAUUGACGUUGUGAAGGACCAGGAUGGGACGUUCAAGUACACCUGUGAAAAGAGAGCUACAAUGAGAGACCUUGAGGAAGAUGCAGAAAUCAAACAGAUUGUGAAAGGAUACACUGAUAAUAUGCAGCAUAUGCUUGGAGAGGUCCUGUGCCACACAGAGGUGACCUUGGAUGGACGCUGCACCACCGUGAGACGAGCAGAGUGCAACCUGGGUAAUCUGAUCACCAACGCUAUGCUGGAGGCCACUCAUGCUGAGGCGGCGAUUUUAAACUCAGGUACUCUGCGUUCUGACCGCUUGCACCCGGCAGGUCCCCUGACCAUGCAUGACCUGCUGCAGAUCCUGCCACUAAAGGACCCAGUGCUGGUGGUGGAGGCCACGGGGCAGCAGCUCUACGAAGGCCUGGAGAACGGGGUCAGCAUCUACCCUGAUUUAGAUGGAAGAUUUCCCCAGGUUUCAGGGAUCCAGUUUGGCUUUGAUCCCAAUGGAAAACCUGGCCACAGAGUCAUCGCUAAGACAGUGAAGGUUCAAGGCAAGAGUCUAGAUAGAGACAGAAAGUAUGCGGUGGCCAUGAAAGAAUUCUUAACUAAGGGCAAAGAUGGCUACACUAUGUUCAGUAGCUGUCCUCACAGGCACGACAUAGAGAAUGCUCAGAUCCUGUCGACCAUCCUCAUCAACCACUUUGAGUCUGGCCAGAUCGUCAGAGGCACCAAGAGGUGCAUGUCUGGCCACAGGAUGGGCCUCAUCAAGGUGUCCAGCAGCCCCUCUGUGUCUGCCAUUGAAAGUACCAAGAGUGAGAAUCUGGAGGGAGAGGAGGUGGGUGUGGCUGUGGUGCCCGGAGUGGAGGGCAGGAUAUUCCAUGUCCACCCUGAGGGCCAAUCAGAAACAGAAGGCUAACAGAGAAUUUCACAGAGCAACUCAGCCAUGACUCUAUAGUCACAGUGUAAGCCAGGGGAAAUUUCAUCAAGUUUCACAUCUCUCAUCUGCCUCUUGCUUUUUAUCAGCCUUAUAAACAGGCGGACUGUCAAUGAACGCUCAGACAGCAACAUGUGAUUAAGUAAUCCAUUACUUGUAGUACUGUUGAAGCAAUCCAGCAGCAAGCAGUCCUUGAAGAUGUAAAUACAAUUUAUUGACACGACUCAAAAUUACACCACAUUUUAUCCCCUUGUCAAUACAGUUGAAUAUUGACAACUAAUAUAUUACAGAAUCUUUAUUUAUUUUGAAUGAUCAUUUUGUGGCAUAUAUGGUGGCGAUGUAUAAGGAUUUGAACGGAGAAGGAGGAAUAGUGUACAUGUGUUCAUGACAACAUUAUAGUAAAAAGGAAAUGAAUUGAAGAAAACUCACCACUGUGUUGUUGUGUUAAAACCACCCCUGACUUGAUGUUUUCCUUUUAAAUGAGAUAGUCUCAGUCAAUGUGCAAGGCCAAUGUUUUUCAUAGCCAAUUCAAUCUUGACAACAUCCCAGUGUUGGGUGAAUGAAUCAGUGAUUCCCUGCUUCUACUGUUGAAAGAACCCUACUGUAACGGAGGAUAAUGUGGGGUAUUAUAUGGCCUAUACUGUUUGGGGACUUUCUGGUCAUGCUCCAGGGCUUGACAUUAUUUCUUUUUGCCACUUGUCCUUUGGACAAGUAGGACAGAAUUUGUAGUUGUCCAAAAGCUCAAGGGACUUGUCCAAAAAUAAAAAUACAUCUGUAACACCAUAUUAAGUGUUUAUAAAUACAAAUAAUUCCGUCAACAUUUCCAUGGUGGUAUUUUGGCUAGGCUAGGCUACUUUGAAACAAGGAAAGACAUGCUUCAUAAAAUUGCAUAAAACAUCCAGGUUUUAAACAAUCAAGUUUAUGGUUAAGUAGUUUCAAAAUGCUGACCGUCUUUGCUCAGAUUCAAGGUGGGUGAUGUGCAGCUUGCAACAGGCCCUGUCCUUCACUCUCUGGUUUUGUGACAAUUUGAUCUGAAGGAACCGUGUCUCAAGUAUGUCGACAGAAUCAAGCCUUUAGACGUUAAUGCUAAUUAUCCUUCAUUAUAUUUGUCAAACAUGACUGGCCUUCAGACUAUAUUUCUGUAUCAUAACUUGAAUGACUUUUUCUGGCAUUGGUUUGGACAAUAUGCAUAUCUAAACCUUGACAUGUAGGCAUUUUUAUUUAUGUACAUGAAAUUAUUUUAUUUAAAUAUUAUUCCAAUGUUGGCCUCUGAUGUUGUCAAUUUUGUGUUUGUUUUUUUACUUGUCCAUUCGGACAACUUAAAUCUAUAUUCUUGUCAGAAAUGUUUUUGUUACUUGUCCCGGACAAGAGGACAAGCGUUAAUGUCCAUCCCUGGUUAGUCUUUACAUUUAGGGACUCUGUGACUUUCAUCUUUUUAUUCUUUUGAAUAAAAUAAAACCCAGGAAAACUAUGUGGCUGGUACAAAUCAGCUGUACAAUACUCUUAACAGCGCAAUAGAUGAUUUCAACUGUACAAUACUCUUAACAGCACAGUAGCUGAUUUCAAGCAAUGCCACUGUGAAUACUUUGAAUUGGAACGACUACAGACCCAAGGAGUGCUCUGAUGCUGGAACUAAAUAGUAAAACUUACACAAUUACCAUGAGAGGCAUUCAGAGCAGAAGUGAAUGAAUUGGAUUCACAAUUCACUUCAAAGACACACUGCUGAGCAACCCAUUUUCUAAAUGGAGGAGUAGAGGAAACGCAGAAUUCUAUAUUUAAAAAAAUAUAUAAUAAUACAGUUUUCUGUACAUAUCAGUGAAACAAACCAUUACAAAGGCUUGAGCAGAGUUCUACUUCUGUCAGGAGUGAAGGCGGCUUACAAAUUAUUUCUAUUGCCAAUCACACUGAAGACUUAGAAUCAAUCCAGGUACCUUUUUGUUGUUGCUUAUUUCCAUGAAACUUGAAGCAGUGCCUUAAUGAUAUUAUAGGUCGACUGUGUCCAGAUCAUGUGAUUCCCCAAUGCCCAUGUAUGGUACCAUGUUUCCUCAAUUCAAUAGGGAUCAGCUGGAACGCUGUUGGUUGUAUUCUACCAAGCACAUCUCCAAUGUGUCUGUGAAUUACUCUGCCUCCUCUCCUUCUUUAACCCCCUCCCUUCCUCUCUCCAUCCAUCUACCCAUCUAUCCAUCCAUCUUCAGAAGGCAGGGAAGAAGAAGUAGCAGAGAAAGAUGAUGAAGCCGAUGACCCAGUUGACAGAGUAGAUAUACUGUAUAUAAUGACCAUGUCCAUGUUGAAGCGCCAGCCGCGAGAAUCGUUCUCAAAGUCCGUGGUGUCCCCCAGUUCCGUGGGGGAACUGACACCUGGCUAUCGCACUAGCUUGCCUUUGGAAACCUGGAGAGG